CUAUGCGCUGGAUACAGCAAUCAGUAUGGCGGACAGCGAAAGCGAUGUAGAUACAGAGGGACUUGAAUCAGCCCUAGACUCGUUGUGUAACAGACAUUGCAGCGACGAGUCGUCGCUGAAGAGCAAAAACUAUUGCUCUGAGUUUUGUGAGCUGGUUGAGGAGUACACAGGGCAAUGGCAAGUCCCUCUCCCUCAACUGAUGGUGCUGCGUACAGCACUCUGCAGUUUCACCAAAGCCACUGCUGCCUUCCCCGAUGACUGUCAGCACAUCCACUAUGUUCUCAGUAGUUUGGCCUUGAGCUUUUUUGAACUGAUGCUGUUUUUUAGCAAAGAAGAAUUUGUGGAAGACCCUUUGAAAGACAUCCUUGAUUCCUUUCAGGAGUGUCACACUCAGCUCCUGAGGCACAGGAAUGGCUACUUUCAGCAAGUAAAGCUGGUCAUCAAAGCAGGAGGACCAUGGGAGAAUCCAGUGUUGCAAAGAAUCUUGAAGGAGGCAGACUUGCAGUCAAAAGAUGUUGAGGAAUACCUGAGCUCAGAGUUGCCUGUAUUCUUGGAGCUGCGGGUCCGGUACCUGCAGGCCUGUGAAAAGUUGCAGGAGGCUAUGGCACUUUCUAAAAGCUGCCUGGAAAAUAGUGAGGCCGGCAAGCACCUGUUCUUCCAUCAGGCCUACUUGACCUGCCUCUACAAGGCCUCGCUUCAUGACCAUCUUCACAAGGAGAUGGCAGUGAUAGAUGGUCGUGAUGCAGUCGAGAUCAUCUGCAACACGGAACGCGUUGAAAAAGAUGAGCUCCUGUUGUCACUGUGUAAAACUUUCCUUACCCAGUAUCUACACAAUGGAGACAUGUAUUACAUCUGGGACCUGGUCUUCAUCUGGAGUAGGUUGCAUCUUAGGGCCCAUUCCUCAAGACCAGGCUUCCUGGCUGAGUGCUUAACAUUGGCCUCCUCUGCUACCAAUGUUAGAGCCAUCUUCCCUUUCAUCAAACUGGUCACCACAGAGGUGGGUGGUGAUGGAAUUGAGGUCUGUGUCGAGCUUUGUGCCAGGGCUUUGCACCUGUGUGACAUACAGGCGGAUUCUGUUACCCGAUCAUUGGUCUGCAAGACCAUCGCCUUCCUUCUACCGCAUGAUCUGGAGAUCUGUCGAGCGUGUGCGCUGUUGGUCUUCUGUCAAGAACGCAGCCUGGAGGCUUACCGAACCGUCUGCAUUCUUUACAUGCAUCCUGACCAGGACCAGAAUCCCCACAGCAGUCAUGUUCGGACCAAUGUUCGCUUUCAUAUUUUGCAGAUGUUGAAGGAGCGCCUGUGCUUUGACCCUGAGUUUUGGAACAUCCUCACCCUCAGGUCCCAUUGCUUGGAGUUGAUAAGUGACAGCGUCCUGAAGGCUGCUGUUCUCAAUGAGAUGAUGGAAGAAGAGAAAGUAUACAGUGAAGAGCUGUCAACAAAUUGUUUGAAUGAGCCAUGCACCCAAGAUGUCAGUGUGCCCCAGUGCACUGAAGUUACAUUAGUGAACCAAGACCCUCCAGAAGAGCAGAUUGUAGAUGAACAGGCAAGGCAGUGUGUUUCCCCGUCAAAUAAUGCUCCCUUGAAGAGGAGAAAAAGGAGGAGAAGGCUGCGAAAGAGAAAACAUGCUGUGUCUGAUGAUGAGGCAGAACCUGGUGAUGACCCAGAGUUCAAAUACAAUCUACAAUCCACCUUGCCGGCUAACAAGCCAAUGUAUUCACUGAGACGCACUCACACUAAAAUGGACAGUUCUGCAUCUGCAAAGCUCCCUCUUAACCGCAAGAGAGAGUAUUUGUCCAGAUGUGUGAAGAGCCAAAUUUUGAAAAGGAAAGGUCGGAAGAGACGUUGGUUGCAAGGCCUUCCAAAGCUGGAGCAGGUACAGACGGUCCUAGAGAAGUUGGUCAAAGUUAAAGGAAAGAAACGGGGAAGGAAGCCUUUAGUCAAAGUGGAAUUCUCUUACCCUGAUAAUGAAAUUUUUCUUUCUGGAGAUGAAUCUGGUUUUGAGGAGAAACCUGACACAGACAAUAAAGAGCUGGAUGUGCCUCAUCUGGACAAUGAACUUAAACCAAAGAGUGAAGACAAAGAGAAUCAGCUUGAGUCAUUAAAAGACCUUGGAGAUGAAAGUGGACCUGUGAAAGAUACCGACAUGGUCUGUGUCAACAGUGACAGUGAACACACCCAAGAGGAAUCGGAAACACAGCCGGACUCUAAGCUUAAUGAAGGUCCUCCGAGUGAAAUUCCUGCUGUCGAAGGGGAUCCUGAGCUCGAUGGACCACUCUUGGAGCUAAUGGACUGUCCAAUAGAACUGCAACACUGCUACUCUCUUACUUUCAGAAACCCUGACGGUGACGAAUUGCAAGAAUCCAUAGCACCAGAUGAGAUUAAUGGAGAUUCAGAACAGGAGCCACAACCCCCCAUGGAAACAGAAGUCUCAAAAACUAAGCCAAAAAUCAAGAGAACUUGGAAGGACAGACUACUUCGCACUCGACAGUUUGCCCAUAUGAUGCACCAUUGCAACAUCUGCCGUAAAGACUAUAAAGGCUUGAAUAUCAUGAGGCACGCUCUAUCACACCUCAAGAGUAAAAGACUGAGAUGUAUACUGUGUGGAAAACGCUUUAAACAGUUUUCUUUUGCCAAAAAGCAUGUUCUGGACCACUUUGAUGAAAUGUACAAGCCCACUGAUAAGAAGCCCCGCACCGAGGACACCCCACUUGCAAAUGGAGUAGUAGUGAAUGAGGAAAAUCCAAAUCAGCCCCAGAUUGAAAAUCAGACUUCUAUUGCGAAAGAGGAAAUCCCUGAACGGAAAACUGGAGGCAAAGUGAAAGUUUCCAGCCUCAAGAGGGAAGAACGGAUCAUCAGAAAUAUCCGUACCCUUAUCAAAAAGACAUCUGUGCUUCACAAAAAGUGCAAGAGCCCAAAUUCAAAUAUUUUUAAGAAGGUGGAAUUCCAGGAUGAGCAGGUAGUCAUUAAAGAUGGCCUGGUGAUUAUAAAAGAUCCAUCUGUGAUCGAGAGGAACAGUCAAGACGAAGAGGGGAAAGAUAACCCAGUCGGAGAGAAUGGCUGUGGUUUGGACAUCACGUAUCACUUGUGUCCAUCGGAGACCUGUGAUAGAGUAUUUUUGAGGACCAGUUCAACACUAAUAAAGCAUGCAAUCAAAUGCCAUAUUAAGGAAGACAAUGUGCUGGAGAAGACUUUCGUUUGGGCCAAGCACAAGUGCACCCUCUGUCUCAGGCAGUUUCAGUUUUUCCAGAAUUAUAAAGACCACAUGAAGCUCCAUGAUGAUCCUCUCCAGCACUUCUGCUACCAUCUAGACUGCAGCCAGCGUUUCAUGACUCAGCAGGAAAUAAAGGACCACAUCAGGACUCAUGAGCCCUUCAGACCCCAGUGUCCCUUCGCAGACUGUGAAAAGCUCUUCUCCACCCUUCACCCUGGCCUCUAUGACCAUGAGUGGAGACACUACAUCCCAGCACCUCAAAGAGAGGAGAUGGAAUUGGCAGCGAGUAGACAGAAAAACCAAAGUGCAGACGCUCCGUGGAAGCAGAGAGUGAAGGUUGAGGAGUUGUGGCUGCAGAAUAAAAAGGAGCAGAGGGACAGUUCCACCCCUCAUCAUGUUGAGGCCUUGAAUCUUGAGGAACUAGGGGAAAUGAGCAAAACUGCUGCGCAGCAUUGUGAUGUAAAUGAUCAAAGUGGCGGUGAAGUCUAUUAUGAGCCUUCAGAAGACAACAAACACACACCCAUCAAUGGAUAUGAGGAAGAGGUGUCAGACAGUGCGACCUCUACCUCUCUUGGUGCCGCAGCAACCACUCCAGACAAGAAGUCUCGGAAAAGAAUGCCUGUCCAGGUGGACCCUUUGAAUGUCAAAGACCUUGAGCAUUUGUCUACUUUGUCUGAGGGCGCACAGCAGAGACUGGGAGAGCCACACAUCACCGAGCACAAAACCUUCAAACCCGAAGAUCCCACCUACGCAACUUUUGUCAAAGCCCCCUUCAUACGGCCGCCGCCCUCCACUUACCUGGAUGAAUCUGUGCUCUCGAUGCGCAAGAGGAGGUCCACUGAGGCGGCGGCCCCGAGGAAGAAUAUUUACUGGAACAGUAAGAAAAAGGAGACUGAGCCAGAGAAGGCGAAGGACGUGGUUAACGUGAUCUCCCAGACGAAGGUCAGACAUCGAUGUGACAAAUGUUUGUCCUUCUUCAGCAGCUUGGAGGAAUUGACAAAACACCAAGCGCUCAAAAACUGCUCUUCACUCUUCGGCUUCGAUUCAGAUGAUGAAAGUUAGUAGUGCGUGUAGUGGAGCUGUAGCUGGAACGACCCUGACACUCAUCACCUGGCUCAGGAACACAAAAUAACACUGGAAGCCUUCGUACGAAAGAAACCCAAACACUGUACUUUUAUUCACUUUUUGAACACCUGUUUGUUAACAAAGGCAGGACAUGUGCCAAAACGGUUAACUGGAGCAUUGAAUUCAUUUAUAAAACUUCAGGAGCAAUACAUUUAAAAUAUAACUUCAGAAAAACUAAUAUUUCUUUUUUUGUUAAACUACAGAAUGCCUGAAUAGAGGGAGACAAAGCUCUCUAAAUCAGAAUUAACUGGGAAAAACUUAAGGAGUCUUAGUCUCACUAAUCUUAUUUGUAUUCAUCAUAAGUUAAAAGUACUAGUACAUGGCUUGAUUAUUGACUUGCACAUGUAUGCUGUCGUUUGCAUCUCCCUGCUUCACACUGGCAAAAGUCCCCUGCAGAAUUUGAUAAAGGUACAAAAAGGAUUUCUUUAAAUGUCAUAUCGUUGAAACGCCUUAUUCAGAACAGGUAUUAACCCAAAUCCUGCGUCAUCAGCGUCUCCGCAUCCGUCUCCAGUGACCAUUUGUGAUCAAAUCUUUCUUCUCCUGCUUGUGUUUCUGCAAACGGACGUGUACGUAAUUUCCGUUAGUAGUCAAAUUAUGUCCAACCAUCCAGUUCAAAUGUUACGUACAUUUGAGUUGAUGCUUUUUCAGUGAUGUGUUUGGAUUCACACUGCUAAAAGAACAUGGCCACAUGCACCCACAUGACCUGGGUUUUAUCCACACUUGUUCCAACCAGUGUUCUCCUCAUGCCUCGUUGGUAAAGACUCAUUGAUAGAGGCUCCUAGAGACUUAACAGAGAGGAUUUUACAUGUAGUUCAUUAUGGCCAGUGUUUCUAACUGUAUGAAAUAUUGUAAAAAGAAAAAUCACAGUAAUGAAUGGACAGUUGAGCAGCACAGAGAAAGUACAGUCUUCCAGAUAAGUCAUGUUUUGUUCUUCGAGAGAGGGUUUCACAAUGUUUAUUAGACAUGUCAAUAACUGGAUUCUCAAAGAUAUAAAAUUUACUUUAACUCCUGGAAAAAAAAUCCUCUAAACCUUUGUCACCUAACAGCAACUUUCCGAACUGUAAGAUGAGCUACAUGUGUGUUAUUUGAGGUCGGGCACAUCUUUUUUUUUACCUACAACUUCUGCUCAUAGCAUUAUAUGAAUUUUUGGACUGAUUGAAGCUGAAACCACGUAAAUCUGCUUUCAUGGCGUCACGUAAAUUCUCUGUACAGCGUACGUGUCGCCACUUUAUUAGUGCCAAGACUGAAUCAGUGUCACACUGUAGGUGAAAAUUGAAACCUAACACAGCACCACUUUACUUUGAAUUUCAAAGUGUAUCAUUGUUACUCAGUGUAACUCCAUUGUCAUGUAUUUUAUUGUGUAGAAUAUUUAACAUUGGUCCUCUUAUGUAUAUAUAUUUUUAAGAUCUGUUUGAUAACUUUUUACUGUCAUCUUUUUAUGGGACUGUGCACUUCGACCUGCUUAUUUAUAUGUACAAAUGUUAAUAGCCUGGAUUUGUAAAGGUAAUGAUUCAUCAUCUAUUUUUCUUAAGAAAUUAUGUGAUUAAAUUUGUUCGAAUAAACAAAUCACUCUGUC
Molecule: messenger RNA, 5912 nt
Organism: Solea senegalensis (Senegalese sole)
Lineage: Eukaryota; Metazoa; Chordata; Actinopteri; Pleuronectiformes; Soleidae
Exons: 12
Coding region: 26-4273 (1415 amino acids)
Biological process (GO): regulation of transcription by RNA polymerase II
Cellular component (GO): nucleus
Molecular function (GO): DNA-binding transcription factor activity, RNA polymerase II-specific; DNA binding
Source: RefSeq, a predicted model, not a curated record